AUGUAUGCUGAUGAUUCGACAAUCCAUACAAGUGCUAGAACAGUUGAGGAACUCAAUAAUAAAUUAACUGAGGAUAUGACAAACGUUCAAGCUUGGUGUACUAACAACAACAUGGUAAUAAAUGACGGUAAAACGAAGGCAAUGAUGAUAACAACAUCUCAGCGCGCAGCCACAUUAAAUUCAAAUCUACGAGUAGAAUUUAACGGUGUCCAGUUAAAGAAUACCAACAAUGAGAAAAUACUUGGGGUUGUUAUGAACGAACAUCUUUCCUGGAAACAGCAGAUUGACAAAGUAGCAAAAUCUCUAAUUAAAGGAAUUCAUCUUCUGAGACAGAUCAAAGAAUAUUUGCCUAUUGGUCACCGAGUAAUUUACUACAAGUGUUUGUUACAACCUCAUGUAGAUUAUUGCUGUACAGUUUGA
This is a messenger RNA of Paramuricea clavata, 420 nucleotides long. The record is from the annotation of a GenBank genome assembly. Lineage: Eukaryota; Metazoa; Cnidaria; Anthozoa; Malacalcyonacea; Plexauridae.